Molecule: messenger RNA, 4890 nt
Organism: Ictalurus furcatus (blue catfish)
Lineage: Eukaryota; Metazoa; Chordata; Actinopteri; Siluriformes; Ictaluridae
Gene: unc5b
Product: unc-5 netrin receptor B
Exons: 17
Coding region: 289-3105 (938 amino acids)
Biological process (GO): anterior/posterior axon guidance; netrin-activated signaling pathway
Cellular component (GO): membrane
Molecular function (GO): netrin receptor activity; protein binding
Source: RefSeq, a predicted model, not a curated record
GCCAUUUGGUCUGGUUUGUGGAUGAAAAUGGACGAAUUACUGUGAAGUUUGAACAUCAGUCGAACUUUACACACGCCCUUUGCUGCUGAACAUCCUGCUCAGUGGAACUUAACUAUGUGUAUUUGCUUGUUUGUGAAAGUUUGAGGACACAGACUGAUUUUGCGGCUAGAAUAUACUCGCUCACUUUCUGAGGAAAUACUGUAUCACUCCCCUGCCCAGUGGCUCAACUGCCCCGAAGAGACUUUCCACAUUGAGAGGUCCGCGUCCGUUUGGUGUUAGCCGAGGAAGAUGCUGUGUGUGUGGAGAGAGCGUGCACGAGCUCCCGGCCCGCUGCUCGCGCUGCUGUUCCUCGGCGGAACCUUCGUGUGCAAUACAGAUGGCAGCGAUUACAGUGAAGUUCUGCCGGACUCUUUUCCCUCUGCACCAGCUGAGCCUCUGCCUGAGUUCCAGAGCGAGCCGGAGGACACAUUCAUUGUGAAGAACAGACCAGUGAAACUCUCCUGCAAAGCAUCUCCCGCCACCCAGAUCUAUUUCAAAUGCAACGGCGAGUGGGUCAACCAGAACGACCACGUCACCAGAGAGAGCCUGGACCAGGUCACAGGUCUGGUGGUGCGUGAGGUGGACAUCUCAGUGUCCAGGGUUCAGGUUGAGGAACUCUUUGGCUUGGAAGAUUACUGGUGCCAGUGUGUAGCCUGGAGCUCUGCUGGUACCACCAAGAGCCGCCGUGCAUACGUUCGCAUCGCAUACCUCAGGAAAAACUUUGAGCAGGAGCCACUCGGCAGGGAGGUGCGUCUGGAACAGGAAGUUCUGCUGCAGUGCCGCCCACCAGAAGGGAUCCCACCUGCUGAGGUAGAAUGGCUGAAGAAUGAGGAUCUUGUUGAUCCUGUGCAGGACUCCAACUUCCUUAUAACCAUUGACCAUGACCUCAUCAUCAAGCAGGCACGUCUUUCUGACACAGCUAAUUACACAUGUGUGGCCCGAAAUGUAGUUGCCAAGCGACGCAGCAGCACUGCUACACUCAUCGUCUACGUGAGUGGAGGCUGGUCAUCCUGGACAGAGUGGUCAGAGUGUAAUGCACGUUGUGGGCGGGGCUGGCAGCGACGGACACGUAGUUGCACCAAUCCGGCACCACUUAAUGGAGGUGCUUUUUGUGAGGGCUCACCCUUUCAAAGAGUCACAUGCAACACCCUCUGUCCAGUGGAUGGAGGCUGGACGGAGUGGGCUAAGUGGUCAGCGUGUGGGACCGAGUGCACACACUGGCGCAGCCGUGAGUGCCAAGCUCCUCCCCCACGUAACGGAGGACUCCACUGCAGCGGCAGCAUGAUGGAGAGCAAGAACUGUACCGAGGGACUGUGUGCCCGCUAUAAAACAGUUUCUGUUGAACAUACAAACCAUCUGGAUUCAGGGGCAGGAGUGGCUAUGUAUGCAAAGCUGGUGGGGGCUCUGUUGUUGUGUGUAAUCCUUGUGCUCAGUGUGGGCAUCCUGGCUUACCGCCGUAGCUGUCGCCAUUUCCACGGAGAUAUAACUGACUCCUCAUCUGCCCUUGCUGCUGCCUUCCAUCCUGGCAAACCGCCAAGACAAGAUAACCUUCAUGUGCUGCACUCCUCAGCUCCCCCCGACCUCACUGCUAGUGCCGGAACAUUUCGGGGGCCGAUCUUCUCCUCCCUGCAUCAGAGCACACUUGACUCGCACCACAAGAUCCCCAUGACCAACUCACCCCUGCUAGAUGCUCUGCCCAGCCUCAAGAUUAAAGUGUAUGACUCAUCUACCAUGUCAUCGCUGGAGCUGCCCACCAGCCUGGGAUGUGCCGAUGAAGACAUCAUGACCUUGAAGACGAUGGGCAGCGGUGCACGAGAGCCUCGCACACACACUCUGUCUGCUGAACCGGGCCACAGCACAAGUGCCACACUAGGCAGCCUCGGCGGGCGCCUCACCAUCCCUAACACAGGUGUGAGCCUACUGGUGCCGCCAGGAACCAUUCCUCAGGGGAAAUUCUAUGAAAUGUAUCUCAUCAUCAACAAAUGGGAGAAGACUACGUUGCCAUCGGAGGGUGGUCAGACAGUCUUGAGUCCGGUGGUGAGCUGUGGACCCUCAGCCAUGCUGCUAAGCCGCCCUGUCAUCCUCACCCUGCCCCACUGCGCCCAUCUCGAGACUCCCAGCUGGAGCCUUUCUCUCAAAACACAGAGCAACCACGGAGUCUGGGAGGAGGUGCUGACUGUAGGAGAAGAGAGUCUGUCCUCACCAUGUUAUAUGCAGCUGGAGGAGCAGAGCUGCCACAUUCUGAUGGAGCACUUAGGCACCUAUGGUCUGGUGGGACAGUCAGUUCCUCCUCAGCCUGCUUGUAAAAGGCUGCAGCUUGCCCUGUUUGCUCCUCGAGCUCCUUGCCUCUCUCUGGAUUACAGUCUGAGGGUCUACUGCAUACAAGACACGCCAUAUGCCCUAAAGGAAGUGUUAGAAUUAGAGCGAACACUUGGUGGGGUAUUAUUGGUGGAUCCCAAAUCACUCCUCUUUAAGGACAGUUACAACAACCUGCGACUGUCAGUCCAUGACAUCCCGCACUCUCAUUGGAGGAGCAAACUUCUUGCCAAGUAUCAGGAGAUCCCAUUCUACCACAUCUGGAAUGGGAGCCAGCGGCCCCUGCACUGCACCUUUAGCCUUGAGAGAGGCAGCCUGGCCGUGUCCCAGCUCAGCUGUAAGAUCUGUGUGAGGCAGGUGGAAGGGGAGGGACAGAUAUUCCAGCUCUACACAGACAUCCAGGAGACAUUGCCCCCCCAUUCACCGCUGCCUGCAACAGGAACUAGCCUGCCGUCAUCUCAGGUGGGUCCUUAUGCGUUCCGCCUGCCGGCCUCCAUCCGCCAAAAGAUCUGUGCCAGUCUUGAUGCCCCCAGUGCCCGCGGCUGUGACUGGAGACUACUUGCACACAGCCUGGGCUUUGACAGGUACCUGAACUACUUUGCCACAAAGCCAAGCCCCACAGGUGUGCUGCUCGACCUCUGGGAAGCCUGUCACCACAGUGAUGCCGACCUGGUCUCCCUGGCGACUGCUCUGGAAGAGAUGGGCAAAAGUGAGGUCUUAGUUGUCAUGACGACAGAUGAGGACUGCUGAUUGGGUAAUCAAAACCUGUAAAAAGGAAAGAAAUGUGCCACCAUGAAUAAAGCAAUCAUUAAUGCCAGUGGAUGGACAUGAAGAUGUGACCACACAGCCGGACUCGUCACCAUGUGUGUGCACACAGAAGAUACAGAGCUGCAAGGCGCUGGCUCCAUGAUCUCUCAGUCUUACACACACUACUACACUCAGUCACAACAGACAUGAACCAAAAAAAUGUGAUGUCAUUUGAAUGAAAACAUGUAAAACAUGUGGGUUUUUUUAUCUUAAAACAGGUAGCAGAUUUAAAUCUUGGCCUGUCUGCAUGAAUCAUGUGUACAAGCUCAUGGUUCAAGGAUGCGUUUUGCCCGCUCAGACGUGAAUAAUUUUUCAUCUAAACACAGGCACACACGCACGCGCACACACACACACACACACACACACACACACACAUACACACACUCAGACUACAUGCUGGAAGCCAAGUGUGAAAGUGCAUGAUUAAGCAUCACUUAAGGUUGUGAUUGAGCUUUUGUUUCUUAGUGAUUAUCGGAGGCUUAAAGUCACCAUCAAACAGACUGUGGAGUGAAGCACUUUCUCAAGCUGCUCACACACACACACACACACAGACGCAGAAACAGCAGUACUGCAAUAGUUUUUUAGUUUUACCAUUUUCAUUUACAGCAUACCGAGACUAGCCUGUAGCGAACCUGACACUGCACUUCACCUGUUUGGCAAAAUUGUUGACAUGUUUAUGAUUAGCAAAAAGAAACAGGGCGCUUCUGUUGUUGCAAGAAAUUAGGUAUGCACGUUUCCCAUUUUCAGUACAAUAAGUAUUGCGUAUCUCCUGAUACCUGGUACUGAUUCAGUACAGUCAUCCUUACAGGAAACAAGCCAAAAUUCUGCAAGCUGCUGUUGCCUAGUUAUGCAAAAUAUCAGACAUGAUGGUGCCGUGUUCAAGUCAAGGUCACUCACCUUCAUGCCAAAACACGUCAGAGGAUCAGAUCCAACAAUCCACUGGUUCAGGCACGUAUCAGUGCAUCUCUAGAGGAAAGCUUUUAUGAACUGCAUUUCCCUUUUACUUUAGUCAUCUUGGUUUCUUUUAAUGAAAUUUACUCUUCAACACAUCAUAUACAAUAAAAUGCAGAAGAGCUAUCACACAAGUUUCCUAUAGGGAACGCACUUUUUAAUUUACUGUCCAUAUUAGUGGAUUAUUGUUUCAUUCUCUCUUGCUGUAGCUGCUGUAAUGUUAUUGAGGAGAACGACUGCAUUUGUGCUUGACUGCUGUUACAUUACGUUACACAAACAGGGAGUGGUUAAAAAGUGCUUAAAGGACUACAUGUUUUGUGGCAAGGUUUUCUAAAUGCUGUAUAAUACGUCAUGAGUAAACUGUCAUUUCAGGCAUUGAAACAGACAUGAAAAAUGUGAGCUCUGAUUCUGUGAUCCUGUGUUUGGUUCAACUCAAGCCAUUAAUCACUGCUCAGAGUCUUAAGGUCAGCCAAUUGUAGGCCUUGUGUUAAGUGUCUUUGGAAAUGGCAUGGCUGCUCUUUGGACUGCAUUGUGUCACGUUCACUGUCUUUGACUGUGGGUUGGAAAUGUUACUAUAGUGUGAGACUAACAGCCAUGGCUGUCAUGGGCCUUUUACCAUUUGUCCAUUUUGAUGUUGUAUCAUUAGCAUAUUGUGACCUUAAUAUUAUAAGGUUCAGUCUGGCAUUUUGGCUGGAAAUGAGUUCAGCACAUUAGUUGGAACAUAACUUCACAUUUGGUAUUAUUAUUCUCUCUCUCUCUCUCUCUCUCUCUCUCUCU